This is a messenger RNA of Dovyalis caffra, 1383 nucleotides long. Lineage: Eukaryota; Viridiplantae; Streptophyta; Magnoliopsida; Malpighiales; Salicaceae. The record is from the annotation of a GenBank genome assembly.
AUGUUAGCCAAUAGCUGUCCCUCUACACUUCCUUCUAAUUCUGAGCCAUUUUCUUGCUUGGAAAAUGGAAAUAACAAUAACAAGAGGAAAAGAAGGCCAGCAGGAACACCAGAUCCAGAUGCAGAGGUUGUUUCUUUAUCGCCAAAAACACUAUUGGAAUCCGAUCGUUACGUUUGUGAGAUCUGCAACCAAGGGUUUCAAAGAGACCAAAACCUACAGAUGCAUAGAAGAAGGCAUAAGGUCCCAUGGAAGCUACUAAAGCGAGAGACCCCAGUUGUAAGAAAGCGAGUAUUUGUAUGCCCAGAGCCUAGUUGCUUGCACCAUGACCCUUGUCACGCGCUUGGUGAUCUUGUUGGGAUAAAGAAGCAUUUUCGAAGAAAACAUAGCAAUCACAAACAAUGGGUUUGCGAAAAAUGCUCUAAAGGUUAUGCUGUUCAAUCUGAUUAUAAAGCUCAUCUCAAAACCUGUGGCACCCGUGGACAUUCUUGUGAUUGCGGCCGUGUUUUUUCCAGAGUUGAGAGUUUUAUAGAACACCAAGAUUCUUGCGAUAUGGGGCGGCUCCGAUCAGAAUCACAGUCACUACAUCCAGCUGCAUGCUUGUCUAGAACUGCUUCAAGUCCAAGCCCUUCUAGUGAUACCAAUUUUAGUACAGCUCCUUGGCCUUCUUUGAUAAUACCAAGGCCAACAACAACUGAUCAUGCCAUGUUCUUGAGCCCUACUGCUGCUGCUGCUGCUACUACUACUAAUGUCGUGGAUAGAACGGAUUCUUCAAAAAGGGCUGCACACUACCAUAAUUUGGAGCUUCAGCUUUCAACUACUUCAAGAAACCCCCUUGAGGUCUCAGUUUCUCCUAAAGGAGAUGAUAAUCAUUCCACUCAGUUGCAGCUCUCAAUUGGGUCAAGUGAUGCUAGUGACAGAAAUGAAUCAAACAUUACUUACACAAAAAAAGAUCAUGCUGGCAAAAGCUCUCCAAGAGAGAGCAAUAAUAGUCCAAAACCUGAAUUGGGUGCUUCAAGGCUUAAAGAACAAGCGCGAGAGCAGUUAAGGGUGGCCAUGGCAGAGAAGAUUUAUGCUGAAGAGGCAAGACAAACGGCUAAAAGACAGAUUGAAUUGGCAGAACAAGAAUUUGCCAAUGCGAGGAGAAUUAGGCAACAAGCUCAAGCUGAGUUAGACAAAGCACAAGCUUUGAGACAACAUGCAAUAAAGCAGAUCCAUUCCACUAUUCUACAAAUCACUUGCCAUGCUUGCAAACAGAAGUUCCAUGCAAGAACACCUACAGAUGAUCAGAACUCUUUGGUAUUCAGUUACAUUUCAUCAGCUAUAACAGAAGGUGAAGUAGAGCACAAUAAUGGAAAUGGUCUAGCAAAAACUUUUAACCGAUGA